AUGUAAAUAACACCUAAAGCAUUAACCGCUUUACAGAAACUAUUAUCUAUAAAUUCACCAAUUUAUUCACAUGAAAUACGUAAUCAUGAACACUCAGACUCUAAAAGCAAUUAGAAAUCUUAGCAAUAUAUGAGUAAUGCUUAAUAAGAUGUCAUCAACAAUAGACUAAAAUAAAAAAUUCCAAGUCCUUCAAAAGGAAUAGAGUCUCUUUUAAGACAUAGUAUAAAUAAAGCAUCAUUAAAUGUUAAACCUUAAGGGAAUGUAAAAAAUGAGUUAAUUCAUGUUUUAAAACAAAAUCAAAAUGUAAAAGAAAAUACCAUAAAAAGAAAUGGAAAUUCUUUAAAUUAACUACUUUAACCUUAAAUAAAUCAACCUUAAAAGGAAUAAAGCACAAAACUUGAUUAUAAAAAGAAGAGACCUCCUCAACUAGGUGAUUUUAUAUAAGAUGAUGAUAAUGCUAAAGAAAAAAAUGUUAUGACAUCCAAAAGUCUUUAAAGAAGUCCCAAUAAUAUGAAUAAAAUUGCAUCAGGUAUAUUUGUUUAUAAUUCUAGGCUUUUUUACAAGUACUCAUUCAAAAUAGACUCAUAUGAAUGUAUUUGGAUCAUUAAACGAAGUCUUAAGAUAAUAUAUACAAUAAAAAAGUCAUAAAAAAUGUAUGAGUUUAAUUUAUAUUAGAGAAUGGUACUGCUCGAAAUCAAGAUGAAAAAAAUGAAAAAAAAGUUAAAGAUAAUAAAAUACAUUCAGUUGAAAACAAAAGAAUAUCACUUUCAAAAUAACAAAAUUAAAAUCAUCUCUAAGAAUUAUAUUUAAAAACCUCUAAAAUCUUGAAUUCUUAUCAAACAAAGGAAGCACUCUGGAAAUAAGAAAAAAAUAGUUUAAAAGAGGAAGUUAAAUUUUUAAAAUAGUUAUUACAAUAAUAACAAGAAGAAUCUAAUUAAAAAUAUCAAAAAUGA
Messenger RNA from Paramecium pentaurelia, 953 nucleotides. NCBI's taxonomy places the organism in Eukaryota, Ciliophora, Oligohymenophorea, Peniculida, Parameciidae. The record is from the annotation of a GenBank genome assembly.